Messenger RNA from Parathielavia appendiculata, 893 nucleotides. RefSeq names its product Yos1-like protein. NCBI's taxonomy places the organism in Eukaryota, Fungi, Ascomycota, Sordariomycetes, Sordariales, Chaetomiaceae. Bases 181 to 432 code for a protein of 83 amino acids. The transcript is spliced from 4 exons. The record is from RefSeq and is a predicted model, not a curated record. Gene Ontology annotation, cellular component: Golgi membrane; COPII-coated ER to Golgi transport vesicle; endoplasmic reticulum membrane. Gene Ontology annotation, biological process: endoplasmic reticulum to Golgi vesicle-mediated transport.
GUAUAACCCCACGACCUCCGACGACCCGCCGGAUUCAACCGAGUCCAGGGCGAAAACUCAGCAUAACAAAAGACCGGAAACCAUCAGCCUGUUGCCGAAACAAGGAGGUUCAGGACAGGAGCUACUCCUCGCCGUAACACCAGCCCAACCUCCAUCCCGCCAGCCGGACAGCUUGUCAAGAUGUCUAUCCUGGGGAAAUUGCUAUACAUUACCGUCCUCCUCCUCAACGCCAUCUGCAUCCCCUCCGAAGACCGCUUCCUCGCCCGCGUCGGCCUCGCGCCUGCGACAUACCAGCGCGGCUUCGGCCAAGACGUCGACAGCAGCGUCAAGUACAAGAUCAUACAGCUCAUUGCGAGCGUACGGACGGUCAUGAGGGUACCCCUGAUUAUAAUCAACACGUUGAUUAUAAUCUACGAGCUCAUACUUGGCUAGAGUCAAUGGUUCAUAUUCAGGUGGGCAAGAAGUCAUCCAUGGACCAAGGCGACGGUCAAGCAGGAUUGAUCGGCAUUUGAUAUGGAAGCUCACGGCGUGGCACGCCUCAGCUCGAAAGCAGGGCAGUGGGUGAGGGGGUAGCCGUUCAGGUUGGCUUUGGCUUAAUUGUUAAUCUCCGGGUGCGAGUUUGAAUGGGUGAGUCAAUAUUGCCUGGGAGAGUUUAGGACAUUGAGUGGCAAGGGAGGCCGCAGAGUGACCUCCUUCGGCGCCGCCAGCUUCCGCUCGUAACAUCACAUUACGCAAACGGCGAUGUUUGCUCGAUUGAGAGACAGACAGACGGAAACCCGGAGCGCGUCAUGAGCUGACGGACGGGAUAUAAUAAGGUAUAUAGCCAGACGUCUCCCAACCUAGCCCUGAUCGUACAACCCAAAAUCCAUACAAACCAUCCUCCCCCAGCUCCU